GUGGCAGAAGCUGUUACCAGUACAGACUGAGAGGUUCAGCUUUAAAAGUUGUUUUAUUUUAGUACAUUGAAAUCUGAUGUAUCUAAACAUAGCAGCCUUCACUGGACAUUGAAACAAGAUCAGAAGAACCAUGAAGCUGGAGCUUCCAGAAACGUUUGAAGAUGUUGCUGUUGACUUCUCAGUGGAGGAAUGGAAAAUGCUGAGCAAAGAGGAGAAACAGCUGCACCGGGAAGUGAUGGUACAGAACUUUGAGAACAUGAUCUCAUUAGGAUUUAAUAUCUCAGUGGAACAGCUGCUGCUGCUAAUUGAAAAACCCAACGAACUUCCAUUUAAUAUCAAAGAAGACAUAACUGGUGUUCGUCUAGGUCUUCCUGGAUUCACCUCAGCUAUCAGCAGGUAUUCGAGUCACAGUGAGAUUCAGAGUCAGCAGUUGUUAUUUCAAGGUCAUUGUAAUUCUAAAUUUGACAAGAUCAUUACAGACAACAUACAAGCAAACAAUGAAUCAAGACCAUGUGACAGUGCCACAUAUCACAGCAGUUUUACGUUGAAAUCUACCACUAAACUGCUUCACCGAAGCCAAAAUGGAGAGAAUCUCUAUGAACAUUUUACAAGUAAGAGUUUUACACAGAAGGUGGCCCAGUCAAUACAUGAAGAAAUGCACACUGGAGAAAAGUCUCAUAAGUGCGCCACUUGUGGCAAAUGUUUCACACAAAAGUCUUCACUUUCCGUACACGUGAAAAUACACAGCGGAGAAAGGCCACAUAAAUGUGCCACUUGUGGCAGGGGUUUUAGACAAAAGAGUGCACUUUCAGUGCAUGAAAAAAUACACACUGGAGAGAAACCUUAUAAAUGCACUUCAUGUGGCAAAAGUUUUAGAAAGAAGAUUCACCUUUCUACACACGAGAUGAUACAUACAGGUGAAAAGCCAUAUACAUGCACCAGUUGUGGCAAGAGUUUUACACAAAAGUCUUCACUUUCAGUACAUGUGAAAAUUCACAGUGGAGAAAGGCCACAUAAGUGUGUCACUUGUGGCAGGGGUUUUACGCAAAAGACUGCACUUUCAGUGCAUGAAAAAAUACACACUGGAGAGAAACCUUAUAAAUGCACUUCAUGUGGCAAAAGUUUUAGAAAGAAGAUUCAGCUUUCUACACACGAGAUAAUUCAUACAGGUGAAAAGCCAUAUACAUGUGCCAGUUGUGGCAAGAGUUUUACAAAGAAGGUUCACCUUUCUACACAUGAGAGAAUACAUACAGGUGAAAAGCCAUAUACAUGUACAAGUUGUGGCAAGAGUUUUAGAUUGAAGACUAUCCUUUCAAAACACGAAACGGUUCAUACUGGAGACAAGCCAUAUAAAUGUGUCACAUGCAACAGAUGUUUUACACAAAAGAGUACCCUUUCAUCACAUGAGAAAAUACACACUGGGGAGAAGCCAUAUACAUGUAUCACAUGUGGCAAGAGUUUUAUAUGGAAGACUCAACUGUCAGUACACGAGAGAGUGCACACUGGGGAGAAGCCAUAUACAUGUAUCACAUGCGGCAAGAGUUUUACACGGAAGACAUACCUUUCAGCUCAUGGCAGAAUACACACAGGAGAAAAUGAGUACUACUGUCACACGAUGGAUACAUCGGUGGAAUUGGAUUGCAAUCCUGAGAAUAUUUUGUUAAAUCAGAGAUGGAAUAAUAUCCUUGAUGUACAGGUCAAUCCACUGCUCAGUUUAGAGCUACAUCCUCCGGUUAUUUCACCAACCAGAGGUACUGUUGAUAACCUAAAAGAGUUUAAUGACUUGAGCAGGGAGCUUGAGAAUGAUUUAUACAAACUGCAAAGAUUAAUUUGGCAGAGGAGACAUAUGGAAGCGAGCCUGCAUUUCCAUAUAGUCCUGCGCAGCAUGCGGGUACUGUGCAUGCCCACUUAUGGCGAUAGUCACCCAGAACUCUUGAAGAGAUGGCAAAAGCUGAAUUUAGAUCUCAGCUACAGCUAUAUGAGACUGAUAAUUGAAUACUUUUCUCCUAUUGAAGCAGAGCUACUACACAAGGUAGAGGCUUUGAAUAAAGAUCUAUGGACUCACUUCAAAGGAUUUAUAUAUGAGAGGAGGUUGGAUAAUCUUUAUAUGCAAGUAGCCAUGUAUACAGCAAACAAAAUAUCAUUUUCUACGUCUGAUGAUAUCUCUUUAAAUAAUGUUCACGCUGCUGGUGGUAAUGUGUCGAGUGAAUCUGAUGCAUUAAUGACGUCAUCUCGUGAAGAACUUGGCUUGAGCAUUCCAUCUAUGAUAGCUACUCCACCUCCCAACCAGCAGGCGUUGGGAGGAACAAAAGCAGACAUUGUGUUGAGAGCUAAGCCUAAAGUUCUGGGUAAAAGCCUGGAGCAUUUUUUUCCUUUUCCAAUGAAGAUCCGAGAGACCUCCAGUGGAGGUCGCAGGAAGCAGAAGUUCUCAGGCGAGAAUCAAGGUGUAAACAGCUUAGAUAGAUGCCGUUCUGCUCUUAGCAGAAGGGACAGCAUACAACAGGGACAGCAUACAACAGGGACAGCAUACAACAGGGACAGCAUACAGCAGGGACAGCAUACAACAACAGGGACAGCAUACAGCAGGGACAGCAUACAACAGGGACAGCAUACAACAGGGACAGCAUACAACAACAGGGACAGCAUACAGCAGGGACAGCAUACAACAACAGGGACAGCAUACAACAGGGACAGCAUACAACAGGGACAGCAUACAACAACAGGGACAGCAUACAGCAGGGACAGCAUACAACAACAGGGACAGCAUACAGCAGGGACAGCAUACAACAGGGACAGCAUACAACAGGGACAGCAUACAGCAGGGACAGCAUACAACAGGGACAGCAUACAACAGGGACAGCAUACAGCAGGGACAGCAUACAACAGGGACAGCAUACAACAGGGACAGCAUACAGCAGGGACAGCAUACAACAACAGGGACAGCAUACAGCAGGGACAGCAUACAACAGGGACAGCAUACAACAACAGGGACAGCAUACAGCAGGGACAGCAUACAACAGGGACAGCAUACAACAGGGACAGCAUACAACAGGGACAGCAUACAACAACAGGGACAGCAUACAACAGGGACAGCAUACAACAGGGACAGCAUACAGCAGGGACAGCAUACAACAACAGGGACAGCAUACAGCAGGGACAGCAUACAACAACAGGGACAGCAUACAACAACAGGGACAGCAUACAACAGGGACAGCAUACAGCAGGGACAGCAUACAACAGGGACAGCAUACAACAACAGGGACAGCAUACAACAACAGGGACAGCAUACAGCAGGGACAGCAUACAACAACAGGGACAGCAUACAGCAGGGAUAGCAUACAACAGGGACAGCAUACAACAGGGACAGCAUACAGCAGGGACAGCAUACAACAGGGACAGCAUACAGCAGGGACAGCAUACAACAGGGACAGCAUACAACAACAGGGACAGCAUACAACAGGGACAGCAUACAACAGGGACAGCAUACAACAACAGGGACAGCAUACAGCAGGGACAGCAUACAACAGGGACAGCAUACAGCAGGGACAGCAUACAACAGGGACAGCAUACAACAACAGGGACAGCAUACAACAGGGACAGCAUACAACAGGGACAGCAUACAACAACAGGGACAGCAUACAACAGGGACAGCAUACAACAACAGGGACAGCAUACAACAGGGACAGCAUACAACAGGGACAGCAUACAACAACAGGGACAGCAUACAACAGGGACAGCAUACAACAGGGACAGCUACAACAGGGACAGAAUACAACAGGGACAGCAUACAACAGGGACAGCAUACAACAGUUAUAAAGUCUUAAGAACGAAACCACAUUCAAGAUACAACACUUACAGCAGUACUAAUCCUGUGGGACCAGGGACACCCAUGCAGCCAGGGCAGAUCAGAAGAAUCAUGAAGCUGGAGCUUCCAGAAACCUUUGAAGAUGUUGCUGUUGACUUCUCAGUGGAGGAAUGGAAAAUGCUGAGCAAAGAGGAGAAACAGCUGCACCGGGAAGUGAUGGUACAGAACUUUGAGAACAUGAUCUCAUUAGGGUAUAACAUCUCAGUGGAACAGCUGUUACUGGUAAUUGAAAAACCUUGCACCCUACCAUUUAAUGUUAAGGAAGAAGAUGUGACCCCAGUUGAAAUAGGGCUUCCUGAACUCACCCCAUCCAUCAACAGGUGUAUGAAUCACAGAGAGAUUCAGAGUGGACAAUCAUCCUUUCAGAAUAAUCCAAAUUACAAAUAUGACAAGGAAUUUACAAAUAAAAUACAAAUGUAUACCCAAGCGAUGCCAUUUAAAUGUGGUAUACAUGACCGUAGUUUUGGAUGUGAAUCUACUGUUAAACUACUUCAGACAAAUCACAGUGGAGAAAAGCUGAAUGUACAUUUUACAUGUGAAAAGAGCUUUAAAAAGAAGAUAGCACACUCUGUACAGAAAAAAAUACAGACUGGAGAGAAGACUCAUAAGUGUGCUACAUGUGGCAAGGGUUUUACACAGAGUGGACUCCUACUACACAAAAAAACACACACUAGAGAGAUGCAAUAUGAAUGUGCUACUUGUGGUAAGAUUUUUACACAGAAAUGUAGGCUUUCAUCACAUGAGAGAGUGCAUACUGAGGAAAAGCCAUAUACAUGUAUUAUAUGUGGCAAAAGGUUUACACAGAAGAGUUAUUUAUUAGCACAUGAGAAAAUACACACAGAUGAAAAAUUGUAUCAGUGCGCAGCAUGUGACAAAAGUUUUAGAUUGAAGAGCGCCCUUUCAAAACAUCAAAGAAUCCACAGCGGAGACAAGCCAUAUAAAUGUGUCACAUGUAACAAGAGUUUUACAGACAAAAGUAGUCUUUCCCAUCAUGAGAAAAUACACAGCGGAGAGAAGCCGUAUACAUGUAUGACAUGUGGUAAGAGUUUUACACAGGCAUCUCACCUUUCAACACACAAGAUUCUACACACGGGAGAGAAGCCAUAUGCAUGUAGCACAUGUGGCAAGUGUUUCACACGAAAGAGUCACCUUUCAGAGCAUGAGAAAAUACACACUGGAGAAAAUAUGUAUAGCUGUGCCGUAUGUGAUAAGAGUUUUAGAGUGAAGAAUACCCUUUCAAAACAUGAAAAAAUCCACAGUGGAGACAAACCAUAUAAGUGUACCACAUGUAGCAAGAGUUUUAGAGACAGGAAUGCCCUUUCAGUACACGAGAGAAUACACACGGGAGAAAAACCACAUAACUGUAUCACAUGUGGCAAGAGUUUUACACUAAAGAGUCAUCUUUUAGCCCAUGAAAAUAGACACACUAGAGAGAAGCUGUAUAAAUGUACUGUAUGUGACAAGAGUUUUACAGAUAAACGUAGCCUUUCAAGGCAUGAAAAAAUACACACUGGAGAGAAGCCAUAUACCUGUCUCACAUGUGAUAGGAGUUUUAUACAGAAGACUCACCUUUCAAGACAUGAAAAGACACACACUGUGCAGAAACAAGAGCCAUGUGGAAGAAAGAUACCCAGACAGUUCCAAUAGUAGUAGGAGC
Protopterus annectens (West African lungfish) is the source of this 5522-nucleotide messenger RNA. RefSeq names its product zinc finger protein 850-like. NCBI's taxonomy places the organism in Eukaryota, Metazoa, Chordata, Ceratodontiformes, Protopteridae. The coding region runs from base 131 to 5512 and encodes 1793 amino acids. The transcript is spliced from 11 exons. Gene Ontology annotation, biological process: regulation of DNA-templated transcription. The record is from RefSeq and is a predicted model, not a curated record.